This is a messenger RNA of Cryphonectria parasitica EP155, 413 nucleotides long. RefSeq lists its product as uncharacterized. The annotation marks the transcript as partial. Lineage: Eukaryota; Fungi; Ascomycota; Sordariomycetes; Diaporthales; Cryphonectriaceae. The record is from RefSeq and is a predicted model, not a curated record. The transcript has a single exon.
GAGAAAUGGCCAACGUAUCUUGUUGAUGCAACCUGCCUAAAGUUGACAUACUAUUGUCCCUCCGCUGGACUUGUUCUUCACGCUCAGUCAGCCUUGCCCGUCUUCCACCAACCUAGCAGCAGCCGAGAACCGACGCAAAUAAGCAGGUGCUCGACGACGAUGGAAGUCCCCGAUUCAAGAUGGACCUUGAAAGACUGCCCAGAGGGCAGCAGUGUAGUAGUGAGUGCGUGAAAGAAAAAGGAGAGGAAGUAAAGGAAGAUAAAUACGCCACAUUGCUCCGAAGCUCCCAGAAAUCCUUGUGUGAAAACACCUAUGCUCCCUGCCUCAUGUCCAUGUCCAUGUCCACCCACCGAUUUGUCGAACCCUGCGCAUCUGUUCAAUCUUACCUCUCAAGUUGUGGCAUGAUGCCCCCC